Molecule: messenger RNA, 705 nt
Organism: Cavenderia fasciculata
Lineage: Eukaryota; Evosea; Eumycetozoa; Acytosteliales; Cavenderiaceae
Gene: coq7
Product: ubiquinone biosynthesis protein
Exons: 3
Coding region: 1-705 (234 amino acids)
Biological process (GO): ubiquinone biosynthetic process
Cellular component (GO): mitochondrial inner membrane
Molecular function (GO): 3-demethoxyubiquinol 3-hydroxylase activity
Source: RefSeq, a predicted model, not a curated record
AUGAUUACAAAACAAAUAAUAACAAAAUGUGUAUCAACUAGAGCAUUAUUUAAUAAUGUUUUAAUGACAACUUCAAGAUACAACUAUUCUACAGAAUCCUCUUCUUCACCAAACAAUAAUAAUGAAAGUUUAAUAACAUCAUCACAAAGUAAAGAAGAGAUUAAAAAGAGAAAUAGAGAGAUUAUUGAAAGAAUCAUUAGAGUUGAUCAUGCAGGAGAAUUUGGAGCAUCAAGAAUCUAUGAUGGUCAAUUGGCAGUAUUAGAAGACACCAAGGUUGGACCAUUGAUCAAAGAAAUGGCCGAUCAAGAAAAAGAACAUCAAAGAAAGUUUGACCAACUCUUGUAUCAACAUCGUGUGAGACCAACUGCACUCUCACCCAUUUGGGAUGUUGCUGGAUUUGGUUUGGGUUACGUAUCUGCCUUGAUGGGCAAAGAAGCUGCCAUGGCUGUCACUGUUGCUGUUGAAACUGUCAUUUCUGAUCAUUACAAUGAUCAAUUAAGACAAUUACAUGAUAAUAAUAUUGAUGAUCAAGAAUUAAAAGAGGUUGUAAAGAAAUUUAGAGAUGAUGAAAUGGAACAUAUGCAUAUUGGUAUUGAACAUGAUGCAGAAUUGGCACCAUUAUAUAAACCAUUAUCAGAGAUGGUUAAAGUUGGUACAAAAGCUGCUAUUUGGUUAUCAACAAGAGUCAAAUGGAUCAUCGUCUGA